CCCACACUCACUCAAACACACACACGCUCCCGCCGAGCUGCCAGUGAGCCUCCACCACCGCUGCUGCCGCUCCACGCUUCUCCAUCUCCGAGUCCUUUACGCACCGCGGUGCCGUUCUUGCUUCGCGCGUCCAGCUGUGCGCACACCUCGAAAGCUGAGCUCCGUUUAAAAGCCCCGGGCAGACUGGACACAAGGAGCGGAUAAGGAAUAUGGCUUCUACCGCGAUGGAGCGUCUCAAUCUGUCGGAGUAUCAGAUGAAAGUGCUGGAGGACAAUUUCAAAAAAGUCAGCAAGCAUCCGGAUGGCACGACGCUCCUGUUGAUCGCUGCGGAGUGCGGGCUGUCAGAGGAGGAGACACAAAAAUGGUUCAAGAUACGUAACGCGCAGUGGAGGCAGGCCGAGGGUCUUCCGGCCGAACUGGGAUCAGUGUUGGACUGAAGGUGGAGGAAGAACCUGCUGGAUGUUCGAAGCUCUGUGCAGACCUCGUUACCUUCCCUCAUACGCUUCCCCCUCCCCGUGUGUCCCUCUCUCUCUUUUUGUAUCUAUGAAGCUAUUUUAACUUACUGUACGGAAUGUGAAGGUGUUUGUGUGUCGUUGCCAAUAUAACCGCCAUGUUUACAGAAAUAAACGUAUUGUUAUUAUAAGUUAAAAAA
Larimichthys crocea (large yellow croaker) is the source of this 652-nucleotide messenger RNA. It is a transcript of the gene hopx, whose product is annotated as HOP homeobox. Gene Ontology annotation, cellular component: nucleus. Gene Ontology annotation, biological process: cell differentiation; regulation of transcription by RNA polymerase II. The transcript is spliced from 2 exons. Gene Ontology annotation, molecular function: DNA binding. The record is from RefSeq and is a predicted model, not a curated record. NCBI's taxonomy places the organism in Eukaryota, Metazoa, Chordata, Actinopteri, Sciaenidae. The coding region runs from base 210 to 437 and encodes 75 amino acids.